This is a messenger RNA of Plenodomus lingam JN3, 1011 nucleotides long. RefSeq lists its product as uncharacterized. NCBI's taxonomy places the organism in Eukaryota, Fungi, Ascomycota, Dothideomycetes, Pleosporales, Leptosphaeriaceae. The record is from RefSeq and is a predicted model, not a curated record. Gene Ontology annotation, biological process: DNA-templated transcription. Gene Ontology annotation, cellular component: RNA polymerase II, core complex. Gene Ontology annotation, molecular function: protein dimerization activity.
AUGGACUACGAUCCUGAAGGCGGCGCAAUCAACGUGCGCUUCUUGCAGGCCGACAACCAACGUGCGCACUUCAUCGUCCAAAACUUCAACCUCGAAACUGCAAACUCUCUGCGCCGUGUCAUGCUCUCCGAGAUCCCCACCCUUGCCAUCGAUGUUGUAGAAGUCCUCGACAACACCUCUGUGCUCGCCGACGAGUUCGUUUGUCACCGCCUCGGCCUCAUCCCCCUGUGUUCAAAAGGCGUAGAUGACCUGCUCUACUCACGCGACUGUGACUGUGAAGGCUACUGCAGUAACUGCUCAGUGGUUCUUACGCUGAACGCUAAAUGCACGGGCAAUGAAAUCAUGAAGGUGUAUGCACGGGAUCUGGUGGUCGAGAGCAUGACGCCAAAUGAUGAGGUGGGCAGGCCGGUAAUCACAGAUGCGGAUGGAACAGGGAGCUGUAUAGUCAAGUUGAGAAGGGGCCAGGCGAUUCACAUGCGCUGUAUUGCGAAGAAGGGGAUCGCAAAGGAACAUGCAAAGUGGGCACCCAGCGCGGCCAUUGGCUUUGAAUAUGACCCGGCGAACAAGCUACAUCAUCUGGAUUACUGGCAUGAGGAGGACCCAGAUAAAGAAUGGCCCAAAGACGAAGAUCGCAUCAACCUUGACGGCGGUCCCGCAAACCCAGACGAACCCUUUGACUACAACGCCGCACCCACGCGCUUCUUCUACGACGUCGAAACCGUCGGUGGCCUCGACCCAGACCAGAUUGUGGGCAAAGGCAUCACAGUCCUUCAACACAAGCUCGCGGGCAUCAUCGCAGAACUCACCGGUGGCAGCGGAGGCGCAGACGGUGUCGACUUUGGCGGUGCGCAGAGCCCGACACUGAAUGGGGCUGGCUAUGGCGGCGCUGAUGGCGGAUACACGCCUGCGGGUGGCUAUGGUGGUGCUAGCGCGUGGGGAGGUGCGGCCGCGCAGGGUGGAACGACGCCUUAUGGGGCUACACCGUAUGGUACAGCUGGGCAGCCUUGGUAG